Molecule: messenger RNA, 4082 nt
Organism: Teleopsis dalmanni
Lineage: Eukaryota; Metazoa; Arthropoda; Insecta; Diptera; Diopsidae
Gene: Lrch
Product: leucine-rich repeat and calponin homology domain-containing protein
Exons: 11
Coding region: 208-3936 (1242 amino acids)
Molecular function (GO): protein binding
Source: RefSeq, a predicted model, not a curated record
UCUGCGGUGAAGUUAAUUGAUUUUGUGUUGGAAUUGUGACGGGGAAAUUUUCAUUUUUUUUUUAUGGAAAAAAAUGUAAUAGAUGCAGUCAAGCGCAAACAAAACAUUACAACAACAAUACAGAAACAUAAUACUGUAUCGAUUCUUUUUAAAGAACUAUAAUAGAAAGGUAACGCAGUUAUAGAGCACUGCCACGCCUACAAAAGAAUGGCUGCGACUGCUGCCGUUUAUAACCGCCUCCAUAAUUCGAGUUUAGGAGGUGGUAUGGGGCAUCAUUCGCAGCUGGCGCGUUCACUUGAGCGCAUCUUGGAGGAGGCACAUCUUAGCGGAGAAUUGAUAUUGACUAAUCGCAAACUGAAAGACUUUCCGAAGACAGGAACCAAAUUUAGUUUGGCAGAUACGGUAAUUGCAGAUUUAUCACGUAACCGUUUUUGUGAAUUACCAGAAGAAAUCACCACAUUUUCAUUUCUGGAAACGUUACUGUUGUAUCACAAUAGCAUACGCAGCAUUCCAGAGUCUGUUAAACACUUAACAUCGCUUACGUAUUUAGAUUUACGUAGUAAUCAGCUUUCGGUGCUGCCACGUGAAAUAUGCUUUCUACCACUACAUGUGCUACUGGUAUCGAACAAUCGUUUGACUUCAUUGCCGGAUGAACUAGGACGUAUGGAACGUUUGACUGAUUUAGAUGCAUCAUACAAUCAGCUAUCGGCACUGCCAGCACGGAUUGGUGAAUUAUAUUCAUUACGUUCCUUUUCGCUACGCUGUAAUCAGCUGAUGUAUUUGCCCAGAGAAUUGACAUGUCUCACUUUGGUUUCAUUGGAUGUGAGUAACAAUCGCAUUGCUAGUCUACCUCUAGAAAUUCGUCAAAUGUUAACAUUGGUCGAGUUUAAUUUAGAAAAUAAUCCACUCACUUCACCGCCUGCAAGUCUUUGCGUUCGUGGUCUAGUGCAUGUCUUUAAAUUUCUGGAUACUCAAGCGGCCAAAGAAGAGAAGGGAUCACGUGCUGGUGGUAAUUAUGAUGGAUACACCACGUUGCGACGUGUACCCCGUCAUAAUUCUAGUGGAAAUGUUUUGGAAAUAAAUCGAGUGCCACGUCAUCAAGUUGAUUCUGGUUAUAGCACCUGUGAUGGUAUUGAUAAGCGUUGGUCCCAUGAUCUUCCAAGUGCCAAAACCAAGAGUACUUUAUCACCUGCACGGAAAACGCCUACAACGUCACCUUUAUCGCUAAGCGCUGAAUUAUUAGAUGUAUCAUCAACUUCCAGCACCAGUACAAUUGUUGAUGAAUCUAUAACUGUAUCACUAAGUGCAGCUAUGGUGAAAUCCUUAAAUGCUGAACUACAUGGUGAUACUUCACCCUUUAAACGACUUGAAGAGCAAAAUGUACAACAUUCACCUAUAAUCUUGCACCAGCAUAUAAAUUAUGCACAUUCAAGUUCCAGUAAUGGGUCAUCGCCGGAGCAAGAAGAGUUGAUGCUUAACCAACAGCAGAGCCAAAAUACUCAAAAUGCCAAAUCAGAUGAAAAGUCGAGCACAUCUUUGGGUAAUAUACAAACGUACAGGGAAUAUAAGGAAGCUUUAAAGCAACAACGAAAUCAAGAUAUAUCAAGGGUUUACAAUGUAAAAGGACAAAAAACAUUGUAUGAUAUGAGUGAAGCAACGAAUGCGCUUAACUCAAAUAAUGUGACACAGUCUGAGGAGUUGGAUGUGCGUUGUAAUGGGAGCGUACACAAUACCCAGAUAAUGCCAAAGUCCAUCAUGAAAAAUGGUACAAAUAGUAAUAAUUGUACAAAUAUGACAAAUGGCAUAAACGGUACCUUAAACGGCAUUGGAGAUGACAGUCUUGUUAUACCAAAGAAACCUAUCCAAAAAGUAAUACCAUCGCGUAAUACGGAAAUAAUGUCGUCGCAGGCGGCGAAAUUAAACGAUUUAGAUAAAUCAUUUUCACAUACAAAUGGCGAUUAUAUAGGAUACGUAAAACCAAAUAGUCCAAUGAAAAUACCAAAUAGCAGCAAUAAUGUAGGUGGAAAUGGCGGAGGCAUAUUAACAAAUAAUAACAAAUUUAACGCAGUGGGUACCAUUAAGUCACCAGUUAGCAGUACAACCAAAUUGGGCACAACAAAAACGCAUCGCACCGUAACAUGGAAUCAUGAUAUACCGCCCGAAAAGUUGAGCUUUACAAUGCGACGUGAAUUCGAUCGCCAAAGGGAAGAGACUGAAUUAAUGACACAAUUACGUAGUAUUAUUGAAACACGUCUUAAAAUGACACUUCCGGAGGACAUUGCCUCAGCUUUAACUGAUGGUGUUAUACUUUGCCAUUUGGCAAAUUAUGUGCGUCCACGUUCAGUUGCAAGUAUUCAUGUGCCAUCACCAGGAGUAUCAAAACUUACUAUGGCCCGGUGCCGUAGGAAUGUUGACAACUUUCUGGAAGCUUGUCGCAAGAUAGGAGUUGACGAGGAGUUGAUUUGCUCCUGUGCAGAUGUUGUGCCUAUUUCGGAGAAUGAACUUAACUUUUGCAAUAGCAACAAUAAUAAUGAAGAGAACAAACAACAAAAUGAACAACAAUCAUUGCAAGUCGAUAACGAAAACCGCAAAAUAUUGCCAAAUCCUUCCGCUGUUUUAAAAACAGUUUCUGCCUUAAUUGCUAUGGAUUCCAAUCCGCAUCAUCAGAACAUACGUAAUUUACAACAACAGCAAGAACUGCAAAUUAAAUUGCAGCAGCAACAGCAACAGCAAAAACAAAAAGGAGUGCAACGUGAAAAAGUGCAACAACUAAUGCAACAGACGCACCACCAAGGUUGUGUUGACUAUGAAAGCCGGUACGAGUUUUUGCAUGGAGAAGCCGAUGACAUUUAUAAUGCAGAUACAAGACAAUAUCAACAUCACCAGCAGGAGCAAGAGCAACAACACUUAACUGCAACCUGCACCAAAGAACAGAUGCAGCAACAAGCUAAAUUUUUUGCCAAUAUGGAAUUGAAAAAUUCUACUCUUAAUUUGAAUGUGAAUUGUCAGUUUGAAAAUUAUUUGAACGGUACAAAUCCAAAUGCUAAUGCUGCUGACUACGGCAACAAUUAUAAUAAUGUAAAUAAUUGGGUUGGAAAUACACAAAAGUACAAAAGUGAUAACAACGAUAGUAGCGCUGAUAAUUCUGAUAAUGUUGUUGGGGUAGAGACACAACAACUAUUGCAAGAGCAAUCAGUACAAGGUAUUGCAGCGGUGAGCAACUGUUUUCGUCACGCCAAAUUGAAAACAUUCCAAAAAAUCAAAUUAAAUUUAUUGACAUCUCAUGGUAAUUCUAACAGUAACAACCUCAAUCAGUGCAAUGAUAAUAAUAAUCAUUGUGCUGAGUUGCAAACUAUUGUUGAAACAGAUAAUGAUGGUGCAAACAGUACAGGUGUUUAUCAAUUGAUAAAUGAAAAACUCAAGACUGAUAAACUUUCACCAAUGAAAUUAAAUGAUCUUAGCAAAAAAGAUAUGACAUUGUUGUUAAAAACAUCACCAACCACAACUACAACAACAACAACAACGACAACAGCUGUUGUAACACCACAUUCUGUUAACAAAUAUAAGUUAUUAGAGCUGCCUCAGAUGAGAAAAGAGACGACUAACAAUGAGAUUAAAGGAAGUGUGCUAAAACGUAUAGAAUUCUUUGAACACUCAACAUUCAAUAUAACAAAUAGCACACCCAAUGCAGAUGUGUCAAUACUUAAGCCUAAAGUGCCUAAAAAUAAUAUAUUUAGUAUAUAUCGUGUUGCAGAUGUUGUUGUUAAUCCUGCUGCCAAUGAUGAACAUAAACCAAACACAAAGGAAAAUGAGAAAUCAGAAAUAAAGGCAGAAUCAUUGUUGCUGAAACACGAUUCACAUAUUCUAACUAUUUUGUUAUCAUGUGUUUUCAUAAUAACAUUUCUAUUGCUGGUAUUCUUCCCAUUGCCAGGAUAGUGUUACAAUAUUUAUAUCAAAUGCUGCUAUUUCUAAAUACAGGAUAAAGGAUAUCACUGCUACUGCUACUGCUAAAAGCAAGCGAAAGCUUAAAGCUAUGAAUAAGAUUAUUUAAUAUUUUCUUUAGUCUUUAAUCUUUAAUUUUA